AUGGCGUCUGAUGCGAAGAUGAUCGAGGAGUUCUGUAGCAAGAGGUUUGACUAUCUCAUCCUUGGUGGUGGGACCGCCGGCCUUGUGCUAGCUGCAAGACUCUCCGAAGAUCCUUCUAUUACCGUCGGAGUCCUGGAAGCAGGGGAGCUAGAGCCUGAUAAUGCUCCCACUGGGGAGUUGUUGUUGAACUUCUCAACUAGCCCUGAAGAUCCUGCCCGCGACUGGGGAUUUCAAACUGAGCCUCAGCGUUAUGCCGAUCACAAUGUCUAUGACUGGCCCAGCGGCAAGGUUGCUGGGGGUUCAAGCGUCACCAACCACGAAAUACUCUCCAGGGGUUUCAAAGCCGAGUAUGACGACUGGGAAAUUCUAGGCAAUCCAGGUUGGGGCUGGGAAGGCCUGCUUCCUUACUUUUCAAAAGUAGAAGCUCUUCAGUCUGUUAUGUGUGGCGAUAACGACUCUCAAAACGCUCACGAGCCAAACGAAAAUGUGGCCGCAGAACCGGUUGAAGGUACUACCGUCCGCAACGGAACCAGAUACAAAACCGUUUGGCAUCAUGCCUGGGCUGAACUCGGCAUAUCCGAGUGUAACGCUGGCCUAAAGCACCGACAGGGAAUCCAGGUUAAAGAAUCGCCUGCCAACUUACCCGCAAGUGCUCAAUUCAAUUCUAUGGCAGUUUAUUACCGUCCAAGUAUGCAUAGAGAGAACUUGCAUUUUUUGCCGACUAUCUUGAUUUCAUCCGUGAAAUUCACCAAAAAGGAAGGGAGCAAGUUGAUUGCCACCACAGUUGAAUUUAUGCAUUUCAACAAAACUUAUAAGUGUGAAGCUGGAAUGGAGAUAAUCAUCUGCUGCGGGACGGUGAUGUCUCCUGGAAUCCUCGAACGAUCAGGCAUAGGUUCAAAGUAUAUCCUUGACGGGUUUGGCAUCGAGACACUCGUCAACAUAUCUCGAGUGGGAGAAAACCUUCAGGACCACAGUUAUAGCUAUAACCUUGUGGAAAUGCCCGGCGAGGAAAGCUUACUGAAUGAACGACUGGAGCAGCUUGAAGUCGAAGGAACUGCGGUCGAGAACCGCAAUCCAUCUCAAAACGGAAUCUUGUCUUCCAUGUCCAAUCUGAUGUCGUAUGUCGCUUACGGACAGGCUUCCAUGGGUCGUGUGUCGGCACCAUCUGAAAUAGACCUCGACGCCAUCCGCAGAACCCCGUUACUGCGCAAACAAUACGAUCUCACUAUCAGACGCAUCCGCAAUCCUAAAGCCCCGUGCUUCCAGUAUUUGAUCGUUCCCAACUAUCCCUCGAAUCUGCUCCUGGAACCGUCCUCGGAAGACACGGAAAACUGUGUAGGAAUUCUGACUUCGGUGUCGACGCCUUUCUCACGAGGUUCGGUCCAUAUUGAAAGUGACAAUCCGCAGACCUACCCCUCUAUCAACCCGAAAUACCUCGAACAUCCACUAGAUUUGAGGCUGUUGAGAGCAGCGACGCGAAUGUCUCUUGAUUUUCUUGCCACUGGUGCUGUCACCAGUGCUGUCAAGGACGUAAUCAUUCCAUGUGAUCCAAUGUUGACAGAGCGAGACUUUGAUGAACACUCUCGCGAGACGUGCGAAAGUUUCGUGCACCCGAUUGGUACGUGUGCGAUGAUGCCAAGAGAGGAUGGUGGUGUGGUUGAUCCAGAUUUGAUUGUUUAUGGCACUGAGAAUCUUCGUGUGGUGGAUGCGAGUAUCAUUCCGUUGCAUAUCUCUGGGAACAUCGGGUGGACUGUUUAUGCGAUUGCUGAAAAGGCAGCAGACAUGAUCAAGAGUCAGCAGCACAAGUUCAGGAACGCUGUCUGA
Messenger RNA from Uncinocarpus reesii 1704, 1824 nucleotides. RefSeq lists its product as uncharacterized. Gene Ontology annotation, molecular function: flavin adenine dinucleotide binding; oxidoreductase activity, acting on CH-OH group of donors. The transcript has 2 exons. Lineage: Eukaryota; Fungi; Ascomycota; Eurotiomycetes; Onygenales; Onygenaceae. The record is from RefSeq and is a predicted model, not a curated record. The coding region runs from base 1 to 1824 and encodes 607 amino acids.